Molecule: messenger RNA, 1875 nt
Organism: Symbiodinium sp. CCMP2456
Lineage: Eukaryota; Dinophyceae; Suessiales; Symbiodiniaceae
Source: the annotation of a GenBank genome assembly
AUGGACGCCCUCCAGAGGGAGAGCGAGUCUAGUCAGGACAAGACCGUGGAAAAGUGUGUGAAGGCUCUCAUGGACGAGCAGCUCUUCGGCCUCUUCCGCUUCGCCCGCCACGUGAGCAAAAAAUGGGCUCUCCACAACUUCACGCUGCGAGCUAACACGAGCGAGUUGGAGACGACCAUCUCGGCCCUCGCGACUCAGUGCCUCUCCUUGAAGGUUUUCGACAUGGCCCCGGACGUGGCCAUCAACGAGCAGGCUUUGGUGAUCAAGUUUCGCCGGUGCUCUACCUUUCAGACAGUGUUGUCUGAGUCGGUAAGGAUGUACCUGUGUGCAUCACAGGAGCUUCUGGAACACUUCCUGUAUCUUCGGAGCUCGCCGUCGAAGGCCGCCGCUCUGAUCGCCCCCGAUCCGGAUCCACAGAUCCAGAGGCUCAUUUUGAGCCAGAUGAAAGCUGAGUGGGAGAUGAUCUUGAGACUUGAACAGAGCCCCGCACACGCGGCCGAGCUGCACGAGCAUUGCAAGCAUGUCUGCUACCAAUGCUACCGCGAACUUAUGGGGGGAUGGGAGAAGCACAGCUGGCAGGUGCACCCUGAGGCCCAAAGCCUCACUUUGUCCUGGUUCCCAGAAGUCGCAUGGUCGUCGAACAUAGAAAGUUUGUUCAAGGACAUGACGGCGGCAGUGAAAAGAUCGGGACAAUCAGAUAUGGGCUCACUACCCAACCUUAUGUCUGUGGCCAUCCGCGGGCUUCAUCGCCGUUUGUGUGUCGAAGAAAACUCCCCGACACCUUUGGCCCUCGAGAAGGAGGAUUGGUCUGGAGCCCAAGCUCCUGCAUUGAAGCCGAAGAUCUUCAAUCCCACGUCUGAUGUAGAAAUGUCUGGUCGAUUUCAAGGCCAGAACAUCUGUUUCGACAACAUUUGCAAGCCGUUCCCGUCGACCUCCGCUUUUCAUCACAACCACCACUCCCUGAACUUCAUGUCCGGAUUGAUGCUUGCAGAUUCGAUGGGUCGAGAUCCCGCCGCUGAAAUGAAGCAUUUCUGGGUGCCCGAGACCGUUUUUACAGGGAUGAUGUUCAAGAAGGGUGAGAAUUACUUCUUGUCUUUGGGGCGAACGCCGGCGAUUCUGAAUGCUGUGCAGCUCAAGGAGUUGCCUUGGUCCUUCACGGGUCCUCUGCCCGUGGAGGAAAACGAUGAGACGCGAAUCCCGGCACAUGUGGAUGGGAUUGCUUCUGAUCCGCUGUCAGCGGGUGAGACGAGCCCCGCUUUGACUCUGGACAUUGGAAGGCAUAUGGUCUGCAAGCUGCUCGUGCAGGUUGACGAGGUGCGGUUUUACGAUUACAGCAUGCACUUGUGUGACCAGAGCCUGGCCGAGAAGUGUGGCACAAGCCUCGUCUUGCGACGGGGCACGAAAAGCUUCUCGCUGAUGCCGUUUUUGGUGGAGAAAGGGUUCAUCCUGCAGCUUACGGUUGCCAACCUGAUGGACUUUCUGAAUUCUUGCGGCAUCCGAAUGCCAAAGAAUACUACGAAGGCGGCACGAAUCAGAAAAGUCCUGCAGAUGGACAGCAUCACUCAGGAAUGCAGUCCGGAAAGGAUCCAGGCGGUGCUGCAAGCACUGGAGAAGCAGGAAGAGAAGAGAAGAAAGAAAGACGCUCAGGCGAGCGAGCCAAGCAACAACGAGGCAGAGAUCCAUUGGGAGGAGCUGGAAGAAGAUGCAGCCGCAAAGGCUUGCAGAGAGCUUCUGGUUGGUAUGGGCGAUGCCGAGGAUGAUGAUGAAACUACACUGCAGUAUCCUUCUCUCUCUCUCUCUCCCUCUGUCGCUCUUUCUCACUCUCUCUCUCUCUCGCUCUCUCUUUUGCUGUCGUUGCUGCCAGCCACCGCUUGA